This is a messenger RNA of Mobula hypostoma (lesser devil ray), 4676 nucleotides long. RefSeq names its product roundabout, axon guidance receptor, homolog 4 (Drosophila) (gene robo4). Gene Ontology annotation, molecular function: protein binding. The transcript has 20 exons. Gene Ontology annotation, biological process: cell-cell adhesion. Lineage: Eukaryota; Metazoa; Chordata; Chondrichthyes; Myliobatiformes; Myliobatidae. Bases 289 to 3861 code for a protein of 1190 amino acids. The record is from RefSeq and is a predicted model, not a curated record.
UUGUGGAUGUGGAUUCUAACGUUUGCAUUCACGCCGUAAGGAAAUACUGUAUAUCUAGCCGUCGCGAAGAACAAGGGAGAUAUAGAUAGAUCUGUGGUGUAAGAGACGUCAAAUAGAUCACAGCAAAGCAGGAGAGGGAAUAAGCAGACUUGCCGAAGAAGAAAAGAUUCACAGAAACGUGAGAGCAAAGCGGCACUGGGAGUUUAACAUUUUAAAAGUUUGCCGGGAGUUUUUAAACUUGCGGGACACUGGAGAAAGCGGGGUUGCAGUCUCCGAUGCUCAGUGCAGAUGAAAGCCGAGGCAAAGCUGCUGCUCCAGCUCCUGCUACUUUGGGAAUUCUCCCCUUCUUUGCAAGAUUCCAGAUUACGUCUGGAUGAAUCUCCCCCUGAGAUAGUUGAACAUCCAACUGACCUUGCCGUGUUCCGGGGUGAGCCGGCUACCCUGAAUUGCCGGGCAGAGGGCAGGCCCCAGCCAGUUAUCGAGUGGUACAGGAAUGGCGAACGAGUGGAGACCAGCAAGGACGACCCUCAAUCCCAACGGACUCUCCUGCCUCACGGCUCCCUCUUCUUCUAUCAGCUGAACCAGGGGCGUAAAGGAAAAUCUGAUGAGGGCAUAUAUACAUGCGUGGCAAGAAACCAUCUGGGAUAUGCCUUGAGUAAGAAUGCAUCACUCUACGUGGCAUCCCUACGGGAUGAGUUUCGCCUACAGCCCAGAAAUGUAGUAGUGGCAGUAGGUGAGCAGGCUGAUAUGGAAUGUCUCCCACCCCGAGGUCACCCAGAGCCAACUGUCACAUGGAAGAAAGAUGGGGUACCUCUCAAUGAAACAGAUGACCAUUACAGAGUCAGUGUUGGCAAACUCACCAUUUUCUACACUCUCAAGAGUGAUUCGGGAGUGUAUGUGUGUGUAGCAACAAACAAAGUGGGACAGCGGGAGAGCAGGCCUGCCCGAAUGUCUGUUUUAGAAAAGCCAACCUUCAUUCAAAGGCCGAGUGAUGAAACAGUAACAGCUGGAAAUAGCGUCCAGUUUACCUGCAAAGCUCGAGGUGAUCCGAUGCCUCAAGUACGUUGGAAGAAGGAAAAUGGAGAGCUUCCCGUUGGGAGGUACGAGGUGAACUCUGAUAACACAAUAAGGAUUCAUUACACUGCUUUUAGCGAUGCCGGCCUCUACACCUGCCUGGCUGAGAAUUCGGUGGGUUCAUCUGCUGCCUCUGUCUCCCUUGUUGUACAAGAUGCUCCAGAUACUGGUCAGAGGGAGAGAAGGAAGGUUAUCCAACAGGAGUUGCUGGAUGUCCGUGUAUACCUACACAACAUUACCAUUCUUCCAUCAUCUUCACACGUCCGUCUCCACUGGAAGGUUAUCUCACCGUCUCAGUACAUUGAGGGAUUUAACGUUUUGUUUCGUUCCCUGAUGCCCCUGAGCUCGGGCUGGAUGUUGCAACAGGUUGCCAACCCAGUGGAAGAGGAUACAGUGCUGGCCACUCUCAAGAGGGGCUACAAGUACGAGUUCAAGGUUCAAGCAUAUAAUAGAAAGUUUUGCAGUCCAGACAGUAACACAAGGCAUGGAAGGAUUCCAGAGGAAGUACCUGAUGCUCCACCUCACAGUGUUAUCAUCGCGACUACAGAGAGCAGGAAUGACAGCAUUUUGGUCAGCUGGAAGCCGCCUCCCCCCGAGUCCCACAACGGCAUCAUCAAAGGUUACAAGGUUUGGUGUUUGGGGAAUGACACACAGCAUCACAGAAAUUGGACAGUGAACAGCAGUACACACCAGCUGGAGAUCCCCACAAUGAAUUCUGGGAUUGAGUACCGUGUGCAGAUCGCAGCGAUCAAUGGUGCUGGAGUGGGAGUUCACACCGAACCACAAUACGUCUACCUAGACCCCUCAGGUCAGGAGACAUCAUCGGAGUCUUCGAUCUUUAGUCAGGUGCUGGAGUUCGUGAGGCGGCCGGUUUUCAUUGCAAGUGCUGGGAGUGUGAUCUGGGUCAUCCUGAUGGUGCUCAGUGUGUGCUUGUACUGUCGCCGUACCAGACGGGGUCACAUCCAGGAGAAACACAAGCUGAGCAAAAGCAUGUUCCGGCUGGCUAAUGAAGACAUUAUCAUCAAGCACAGGAUGAACCUCAUUGAUUCUCCUUGGCUGUCAAACUCUUGGAAAUCAAACAGCUGCUCCAAGAACCUCAGUGCCAGCAGUACCCGUCCUCUCUGGCUGCACAGCUGGGAGAAUCAGACAUACCGAGAAAUGGGUUCUUCAUUUGAGAAGACUCCAGUUUUGAGAGUCCAAGGCCCCACUCUGUUGUCUGACAACAGCCUGAAUGGGACGUUCAGCACCGAUAUUAAAGGGAAAGAUCUGAAAACGUUCAGCACUCCGCAGCACUCCACCAUUUCCAACUGCAGUGUCCAGAUGACUCCAGACCAGAGCCCUUUGCCGUUGCUGAAGAACAACAUAAAUAGAAACAACAUCAACAGCUUUGGUCAGGAUGUUACAAAGUUACCGCAGAAAAUGCUACCCUACCUGCAUCCAUAUGAAGAAUUCUGGGAUAAAAACUGUAAUAAAGGAAAUAUUGGGCCUGUAAUAGCUAUUUGCCGCAACCCAGCCACAAAGAAUAUGCCAGGUGCCAUCUCUAGCCCAGAAAACACUCGUAAAGGUGAUGGGAAGCCAGUGUUGAAGACUUUCUGUUCCCCAAAGGCUCAGCAUCAUGGUUUCGGACUAAAACUUGUUGACGCUCUUCCUCCUCCUCCCCCUCGCCCUGUAGAGGAACCAGGAGAGGUCCAGGGCACAGAGGAAAGGCGAAGCAAAUCUGCAAAGACUUCUGAAUCAAAAAGGGUCUCACCAAGAAGAACGAGGAAGGACUGCUGCUCUUUUUCAGGAGACAAGUUGUCAACUCACACCACGUGUUACAGCCAUCAGUCCACUGCCACCCUCCCCCUGUCUACGAACAAUGCUGAGAAGGGUCUCCGUCCAGAACAAGUAGCUCAUUAUCUGGAGCUGACAGGCGAGAGCAACCAAAGGCACUUUACAGACAAUGUGUCCACUUUUGAAAGACCUUUCUCACCUCCCCAUACAUACGGGUACAUCUGCGGGCCACAACUCUCUGACCUGGAAACAGACACUGUGGACUAUGACGACGAUGAUGAUGACCUGGACAUGGAGGUUGCCCGCGUGAACUUGCGCCGAUAUUUUCACAGGUCCUGCCACAGCCCAACUUCCAGCCUCAGCGAGUGCGAGAGCUCCCUGGCGGGGUCUUUGGCCAACGGCUGGGGCUCAGUGUCUGAGGACAAUUUCACCAGUGCCCGUUGCAGCAUGGUCAGCUCAUCUGAUGGCUCCUUCCUCAUGGACGCCAACUUUGCUCAGGCACUGGCUGUGGCAGUAGACAGCUUCUGCUUUGGGCUGGCACAGCCGGAGAAGGAAACUCCUUACACAGCACUCUCUUCAUCCUCCUUCCUGCCGACUACUUUCCCUGAUGCUGUCUCCCACAAUCCAACAGAAGGAUCAGAGGUCAUGAGUGUGUGCCCGGAAUCUGACCCUGCUCUCGUUUGGGACUGGAAUCUGUCUUGGGCAGAUGAACUAGAAGGCAAAAUCUCACAGAAGGGUGAAAUUAAAAGGAGGAACCAGAUGGCUCUCGGAAAAGACCUCAACAAACCCUUCAGGAAUCUCUCAGACGAACAGCAGCAGGACAAGUACAUCACUGAUGUGUACAGCUCCGGAUUGGAGAUGCAGGUGAACCCUACCCUCAGUGCGGUACAUGUGUCCUUUGCAACGGUUGGAGCCCCGGUACACAAGAGUUUUGCAGUUAGGAGGAAGGUGGACAAAGUUGGGCUGAUGAACAUUCCAGUGGAUGCCAAUGGUGUCAGCAUGGUGAAAGCUUAAGGAGAUGCACAACUGAAUAUCCUACGGAUGUGGCCCAUCCCUGUACAUACAGAAAUCUAAGGAGCCAGAUCCAUGAGGAAGUGAAGGAUGUUUAUGGGGUGCAGACACUACACUGGUGAUUGGUGUCCUGCAUGCUCUACCAAGUCAUCUGCAUUCAGUUUGGUCAAAGCUACACAUGUCCAAUGUGUAGUGCAUGUAGCUUUGAUAGGAAGCUCGUUAGUUUGGAUUCAUGAAGUGCUGGGAAGGUUUGUCUACGCUUCCCAUACCUUUGACAUCUAGAGCAGAGAAACAAACCAGACAGCAUGCUUACAGCCUGAUGUUAGCAACCAAUGACUGAAAAAUGGGUGGAUAUUGGCUUGUAGAUUGUAUAGAUAGGCACCUGAGGCUGAAUGGGGAAAAUGGGGUUUAACUCAAAAGCCAGGCUGUUGUUCUUGGGGCAUUGGAGUAUGUGUACAUUGAAAUCCACAAAUAUACACCAGCUUUUAAUUUAUCUCUUUACUAAUUAAUCUAACAGAUGUAUUUAAAUAAAAUUGAUUCUGAAAACUGAUAUCGAGCGGCGAUCAAAACAACGUACAUCAUGGAGGCCUAAAACAUUGGUGACCAAGUUCAGUGAAGACAACUCGCCCAUGUCUAUUGCCCAUUACUGGAGAGACAUAGAAACAGAUCAAAACAUAUGUAUUGAUUGGCUUGAGAAUUUUCACUUGGUAUACUUAAAGGGCCAUUUUCUCGAAAGAUCUAGUAUUGACAAUAUGUUACUUCAUUCUGAUAUAAAUCUAACUGUACUUAUCACUUUCAAUAUGAACAAACAGCAUUAA